Oncorhynchus keta (chum salmon) is the source of this 6382-nucleotide messenger RNA. RefSeq names its product FAM20C golgi associated secretory pathway kinase b (gene fam20cb). The coding region runs from base 682 to 2589 and encodes 635 amino acids. NCBI's taxonomy places the organism in Eukaryota, Metazoa, Chordata, Actinopteri, Salmoniformes, Salmonidae. The record is from RefSeq and is a predicted model, not a curated record. Gene Ontology annotation, biological process: protein phosphorylation. Gene Ontology annotation, cellular component: Golgi apparatus. The transcript is spliced from 9 exons. Gene Ontology annotation, molecular function: protein serine/threonine kinase activity.
CCAAUCUCACAUGCGAAGGACAGUGAUUGUCUUUUUCCUUGCUCACAAGGCACACUGUAGUCUAUCUCCGAGAGAGAAACCGAAUCGGCACCUAUCCGAAUUAUUUGUUUGAUUCGUCUCGCUUUGGUUGUUUUGUAUUGCCUGUCUUUAUUCGGGAUUUGCUGUGAACAUUGCCAUUUAUUCUCAUCCUGGGUCGCUUACUGUACUUUGUCUGCUGCGCCUUUACACGUUGUUUUAUCGUUUCUAGUGGAAAAUGAGUAGUCUUUCGAAUAGUCUUCUUCUUAAAUGAUAUUUUGACAUUGGUGAAUAGUGCUCUUUCCUAUCCCGGACUGGACCAAUGCGUAGCCCGUGCCCAGCGGAUCCACGACAGCUCCGUUUCUCACACAGCAGAGUUCACGCUCAAUGGCCGGACCGAUGUGCGCCAGCAGACCCCGCCAACAUACACCUCUGAUGGAUCAUUUAUCUACCGUUUUCGAGCUUCUUUCCAGACCCUUGCACUUCCUUUAUACCGUGUAUUGUGCGUAAAGCCUUGGGGUCGGAGCUGUAGAGCGAAAGCAAUUGAGAUAAUGCCGCUUUCCCAACUCGACCGUUGGUCUGAACCGAGUCGACCUGUUUUACCUGGGCGCAUGCGGAGAAUCCUCUCGUUCUGAACCACAAAAGAAGCCUGCCGUCUGGAUUUCUAUGUGGUUGGAAAUACAAAAGUUGAACACUGAAACAUUUAGUCUACUCAAGACGGCAAGAAGUGAAGAUGGUUACGUGUUCAACGUGUAUUUAAUUAAAGUGGCAUCCAGCGUGAUAAACAUAAUCAGUGAUGUAGUGAGUCUUUUCAUAUGCGUGCUCAUCAUUUGCAGUAAAUACUCGCAACUGCUCAAACAGGGGACUAUGAAGAUGAUACUCUUCCGUAAAUUCCGAGUUUUGAUUCUCAUGGUGUUUCUAAUCGCCUGUUCGAUGCACAUCAUGAUAGACUUGUUACCAAAGCUGGAGAGGCGCAGCAACAGCGGCUGCUCCUGCUCGCACAAGCCGAGCGAGGACCCUCAGAACUGGGCUAAACACCGAGCUAGGUCGGGAGCGGAGUCAGGCUGGCCUAACAAACACACGCUGAGAAUCCUCCAGGACUUCAGCAAUGAGCCAAACUCUAACAUCUCUUCCCAUUCUCUGGAGAAGAACACCAAAGCGGGAAACAAAACGGAAGCCUUUAAACGGAUUGAACAUUAUGCACAAAAUGGUGACAAAAAGAGACGGUUCAUACACGACACUGUGGUCACCAAAAACAUACCUGUCAAGAGUUCAAGGUUGCUGGCUCUGUUUGACCACCCGUUAUUCAAGAGAGCCUUACCGUCUCUGACCGACGAAGACACCUUGUUCAACGUCAACACAGACAUCAGAUUUGACCCCAACGCCGCCACAGAGAAUCAGGAAUGGCCCGCUGAAGGGAACAUGGAGGAGUACACUCCAACAGGAGGAGAGCUGACGGCUGACUCCUACCCCAACUGGCUCCGCUUCCACAUAGGGAUUAAUCGAUAUGAGCUCUACUCCAGACAUAACCUAGUCAUCGAUGCCCUCCUCAGGGACUUGGUCUCACAGAGAAUCACCAGCGUCGCCAUGAAGUCUGGAGGCACCCAACUGAAACUGAUCAUGACGUUCCAGAACUAUGGACAGGCUCUGUUCAAACCUAUGAAGCAGACCCGGGAGCAGGAGACGCCCCCUGACUUCUUCUACUUCUCGGACUUUGAGAGACACAAUGCUGAAAUCGCUGCCUUUCAUCUGGACAGAAUCCUGGACUUCCGUCGUGUCCCUCCUGUAGCAGGCAGAUUGCUGAAUAUGACUAAAGAGAUCAAAGAUAUGACCAGGGACAAGAAGCUGUGGAAAACCUUCUUCAUAUCACCAGCCAACAACAUCUGUUUCUAUGGGGAGUGUUCGUACUACUGCUCUACGGAGCAUGCUCUGUGCGGUAAGCCGGACCAGAUCGAGGGUUCCCUGGCCGCCUUCCUCCCAGACCUGGCCUUGGCAAAACGUAAGACCUGGAGAAACCCCUGGAGACGAUCCUACCACAAACGCAAGAAAGCCGAGUGGGAAGUGGACCCUGACUACUGUGAAGAGGUGAAACAGACUCCGCCCUAUGACAGCGGCACCCGUCUGCUGGACAUCAUGGACAUGACCAUCUUUGACUUCCUCAUGGGCAACAUGGAUCGUCAUCACUAUGAGACAUUUGAGAAGUUUGGCAAUGAGAGCUUCAUAAUCCACCUGGACAACGGGAGAGGGUUUGGAAAGCAUUCCCAUGAUGAGGUGUCUAUCCUGGUGCCUUUAAGCCAAUGUUGCAGAGUGAGGAAGUCGACCCACCUGCGUCUGCAGCUGCUGGCCAAGGAGGAGUACCAGCUGAGUGAUCUGAUGUCUGAGUCUCUGCUGAGGGACAAACUGAUCCCCAUCCUCAUCCAGCCUCACCUGGAGGCGAUGGACAGACGCCUACGCCACACACUCAACGUCCUGGCAGACUGCAUCGAGAAGGAGGGCUAUAGUAAUGUUGUGGAGGAUGACCUGGCGAGUGAGAGGAAGGGGGCUCAGAUGCACACAUCACCCAGGGGGAGGUAGCUGGGAGGCCUGAACUGUUCUGGAAUGGACCAGACUGGAUUGGACCGGAUCAAACCGUAUGGAACUAGAGUCAAUCAGACUGAACUGGAUUGAACUGGACCAGAUUAAACCGGACUGAACCAGUUUUGACCACCAUCCUCAUAGGCCCCUUAAAUAACAGUGUACACCUCCCAACCAAUCGAUCAUCUCCCACCACAGCACCACAGAUCAUGAAAGUCUUGCGAGAGCCGCUUGUCUUGUUCAGGAGACAUUUUUGAAUUCAGUGAAUUCCAAGACUGGUAUUAUUCCUUCUGCUGUCAACUGAAUAUUGUGUUUUUACACAUUGUUGGAACCUGUCGCAGGUGUGCAAACGAUAUGCGUAUUGGAGAUCGAUUCUGUGUCUUAAUGAACAAUUUAUUGCAAAAUGUUUUCUAACUUCUGUUGCUCUUUUACAUUGUAUUUUGUAUUAAUUUAAGGGAUAUUUCAUUGGAGGGUUUACUGCAAAAUGUGUCUUCUGCUUUUCAUCUUUCAAAUGCUUCCUGUCCCGAGAGUAUUUAUUGCAUUUCAUAUUAAUUGUUUGAAAUAAAUGAGACCCAAAUCAUUUUUCUAUCAAUAGGACUGGGGGCUCGAGUCAAUCUGUAUCGCUGAAACUCUCGAGUGGUGCAGCGGUCUAAGGCACUGCAUCUCAGAGCUAGAGGCAUCAUUACAGACUCUGGUUUGAUUCCAGGCUGUAUCACAACCGGCCGUGAUUGGGAGUCCCAUAGGGCGGCGCACAAUUGGCCCAGUGUUGGCCGGGGUAGGCUGUCAUUGUAAAUAAGAAUUUGUUCUUAACUUGCCUAGUUAAAUAAUGGUUAAAUAAAUACAUGCUCUAGAAAUAUAAAGUUAAUGUCCUAUUGAGCCGACAUUUGCAGCGUUUACCAUGAAUGCAGUUUCUGCUAAUGUGGGAACAUGGCCUUUAAAUUUCAAGCACACAGUAACACUGAACUUCCGCUAUACAGAUCAAAUACAGCCCUGAGUGGUCAGGAGACCAAGAGGGAGUGAGAGAGACUACAGAUGUGCAGUCCUUAGUUGGUCAAGUAGAGGGCAGCUCUAGUGCAUUAAAAUAGUGGUCUGCAGGUCAGCUCUUUGUUCACCUGCACCUGCCCACAAUUGCUAAUAACCCCCAUCUGCAACCGCCCAACUAUGCUGUAGUGCAGUUUUUUUUUUAUAGCAAAUAUGUUUCUGCUUAUAAUUACCGACAUUUCGGUAGGCUAUUUGUUAGUCAACUUGUCUAUAAUAAGACUAUAUACAUGCUGCUUCUCUUUUGUCAUUAUAUGUUGACCUAGAAGACUAAAAUAAACCCUUGCUCACCAGAAUAAUUUCAUAAAUUGAUAGAAGCAUUCAUUCUAUCUAUUGUAGUUGACAUCAGUAAACUUUUCUUUGUCGUCUCUAUUUCUUUCCCGAAGCAAAGACGUUUAGGGACUGGGGAGAAAAUGCAACAACAAAAAAUGAACAGGAAAGAUUUUCUGUGUAAAAUGUCCAAAAUUAUAUCAGUUUGACCAUUUGUAAGGAAAUAGAAAGCUGUAAAAAUGAGCCAAGAUGUUUCUGAUAAGAUUUCAGGUCGGCUUGGAUACAUACUUUAUGUGGUUUCACAGGAGGCUGCUGAGGGGAGAAGGGUGUAUGAUAACACUGUGAAUGGCAAUUUAGGUGCCACCAACCUCCUGUGGUUGAAAUGCUAGGCCUAUCAGCUUUUAGGAUGCUAAUAAAAAUAGCACCUCAACAGAAGGUCCCUAACUGCAGAUUCGGAUUCUCUCAAGAUGCUCUAAGAAAUCAAUCAUAUUUCUCCACCCCUGUUUCCGAGUCAAAAUGUAGGAUACAUUUGAAUUUGGUGUAUUAUUUUACUGCAAGAAAUGCUUCAUUCUGCAGGAGUUAAUAUUAAGGCUUUAUAAGAGGUUAUAGACCUACAGUCAGUGUCCAGAUUUCACUUUCCAUUUAACCCAUCUGAACAGUAGGCUAUAGUUAAAUUGACUUGUCCUGGUCUUGUGACUGUUGAAUUUGUAUGCACGCCUUGAGUGGGCUCCCGAGUGGCACAGCGGUCUAAUGCACUGCAUCUCAGUGGUAGAGGCGUCACUACAGACCCUUGUUUGAUUCCAGGCUGUAUCACAACCAGCUGUGAUUGGGCAACGCACAAUUGGCCCAGCGUCAGCUGGGAUGUUCUUUACUGACUUGCCUUGUUAAAUAAAGGUUCAAUCAAAUGUAAAGAAUCAUCACACAUAACAUAGCCGGCACACUCCUUUACCACUUAAACAACUCUCCAUUUCGCAGCUUUUAUUUUAUUGAAUUAAACUCCGACAUUAUCCUUUUUGCCUCGGUGGAUCGACUAACUUUUUCUGGCCGUUCCCAAAAGCAUUUGGCUAUUGGCUUGUAGGCUAUUUGGUGGGCAUACAGUUAGGCUCUAAAGCUUACGCAAUACGCACUAAUGCCAGAUAGCCUAAAAAGAAUGAAUGUAAAACCUCAAUGUAGCCGGUAGAUAUACAUUGCACAAGAAUGAUACAUUUAUGGAUCUUUGUAUGCAUUGUUUCCUCAUUAUUCAACCUGCUCGCCACCCACCCCUCCUUCAUCCACACAAUAGGAUGACCCUCAAACCCGCUCGCUCCGCAGAUACUUUUGUAUAUAUAUAUAUAUAUAUAUAUAUAUAUAGUGUAUGUGGACACCCCUUCAAAUUAGUGCGUUCAUCUAUUUCAGCCAACAUCGAGCACACCGCCAUGCAAUCUCCAUAGACAAACAUUGCCAGUAGAUUGGCCUUACUGAAGAGCUCAGUGACUUUCAAUGUUGCACCGUCAUAAGAUGCCACCUUUCCAACAAGUCAGUUUGUCAAAUUUCUGUCCUGCUAGAGCUGCCCCGGUCAAUUGUAAGUGAUGUUAUUGUGAAGUGGAAAUGUCUAGGAGCAACAAAGGCUCAGCCACAAAGUGGCAGGCUUCACCAUCUGGCAAUCCGACUGACGAAUCUAGGUUUGGCAGAUGCCAGGAGAACGCUACUUGCCCCAAUGCAUAAUGCUAACUGGGGCUGUUUUUCAUGGUUCGGGCUAGGCCCCUUAGUUCCAGUGAAGGGAAAUCCUAACGCUACAGCAUACAAUGACAUCCUAGACGAUUCUGUGCUUCCAAUUUAGUGGCAACAGUUUGGGGAAGGCCCUUUCGGGUUUGAAUGACAAGAAUGAAUCAGAUUCAAAGUGAUUCACACUACAGAAUAUUUUCCAUUGUACUUUUCUCUUAUUUUUCUUUGGCCCGUAGAUUAUUUUUAUUUGAGGAUGAAUUUAAGAUGAAAGUUUAGUCAGUCCUCAAUUUUGGUACUAAGAAGCCAAAUGUGACACCAAGACUUUUGUAGGAUGAAUAUUCCUUUAGGGUGUGAUUGUAUGUAUGUAUGAUGUCCAGAUGUCAAUGUUGUCUACAGAUAUGCAGGAUGUACAUUUCUUAACUUUCCAACUGCAGAUCUGCUUUGCUGGAGAAAACAUUUCAGUUACUGUUACUGAAAGUUCAUAUAUAUACAGUAGAUAAACCUAGUGCCUGUGCAAUGAUAGAAAUACUUGAAUGUUUGGGAUCAUGACUGAAAGGGUAUUUAUGGGAAAUAUUAUUUCCUGGUCAGAAGCUAUAUACAGUAUACGUGUUUCCAUACUUCUGUCUGUGUUGAUACUUUAUGUAUAGACGGAGGUAUGGACACCAUUAGAGGCUGUGGUUCUGACUGCAGCUAAAAUGCUUAUUUUUCAUCUGUUCAUUGUUUCUGUGGAGAUUUGUUUGCAACAUCGUAACGGUGCAAUAAAACAAAAUGUGCAUUUAAA